Messenger RNA from Cuscuta campestris, 1507 nucleotides. Lineage: Eukaryota; Viridiplantae; Streptophyta; Magnoliopsida; Solanales; Convolvulaceae. The record is from the annotation of a GenBank genome assembly.
ACAAGCCUAAUAUCUUGAUGGGCCUAUUUGUGGGCUUUAUCUAAGACCUUUUUUACGCAUCGUGGUUUAAGGCCCAGGCAUUCUUCGUACGGUCAGAGUGCCCGACUGCCCGUACGUAAGAAAACCGGCGGCGGUGGCGACCCGAUCAAACAGCGAGCAAUUUGAAGUCGUCUCCUUACCGAUUCGGCGAUUCCUCACCGAGCUGAAAGAUAAUUUGAAGAAGAUGGAGAACGGAGGAGGACAAAAGGAAGUUCCCGAUAACGCCCCUGAACAUUGUCCUGGGACUCAAUCGGAAGAUGCCGGGAAAUCCGAUGCUUGCCAAGGCUGCCCCAACCAGCAAAUCUGUGCAACUGCUCCUAAAGGCCCCGACCCAGAUUUGGUUGCAAUAGCAGAAAGAAUGGCGACGGUGAAGCACAAGAUACUGGUUUUAUCUGGCAAGGGUGGGGUUGGUAAGAGCACAUUCUCUUCUCAGCUUGCAUUUGCAUUGGCCUCAAUGGACUUCCAGGUCGGUCUCCUUGACAUCGACAUCUGCGGUCCGAGCAUCCCAAAGAUGCUCGGCCUAGAAGGUCAAGAGAUUCACCAGAGCAACCUAGGAUGGUCCCCGGUUUACGUGGAGCCCAACCUCGGCGUCAUGUCAAUCGGGUUCAUGCUCCCUAACCCAGACGAUGCCGUCAUAUGGAAAGGGCCCCGCAAGAACGCUCUGAUCAAGCAGUUCCUCAAGGAUGUUCACUGGGGCGAGCUUGAUUUUCUGGUGGUUGACGCUCCGCCCGGGACCUCGGACGAACACAUCUCGGUCGUUCAAUUCCUCCAAUCGACCAGGAUCGACGGGGCCCUCGUCGUCACCACCCCACAACAGGUCUCCCUCAUUGAUGUGAGGAAAGAGGUGAGCUUCUGCAAGAAGGUCGCGCUCCGUGUCCUUGGCGUCGUCGAGAACAUGAGCGGUCUUUGCCAGAAGCUCUCGGAGUUCAAAUUCAUGAGGACCACCGAGAGCGGCGAGCUGGUGGAGGUUACGGAUUCGGUCGCGAGAUUAAUGAAAGAGAAGGUUCCGGAAGUGAUGGACGUGUUGGGGUACAGCGAAGUGUUCGACACCAGCAGGGGUGGGGCCGCCGGGAUGUGCCGCGAAAUGGGCGUUUCGUUUCUUGGGGCUGUCCCGUUGGAUCCUCAGCUGGGUAAAGCUGCAGAGGAAGGGAGGUCUUGCUUCGCGGAUGACACGUGCCCGGCAAGCGCCCCGGCGAUUAAGAAGAUUGUGGAGAAAUUGGUGCAAAGAUUGAGACCAGAAAGAACAGAUGAUGAGUGUGGAGUUUGAGUUUUGUUUGCUGGUGUGGAAUUGCGUUUUCUUUCUUCUUCUUAUUUGCUACAGGGAAGGAUUAUUGUGCUUUUAUCUAUAUACACAUUGUUGUAUUAAGUUAAAAAGGUUGAGCUAUGGAUUGUGUUACAUGCAGACGAUGCAGUGUGUACUUGGUACAUUUGUCGUGUGAAGUUUUAAGACAUUACAUUGGUUCUUUUG